Messenger RNA from Arabis nemorensis, 582 nucleotides. The record is from the annotation of a GenBank genome assembly. NCBI's taxonomy places the organism in Eukaryota, Viridiplantae, Streptophyta, Magnoliopsida, Brassicales, Brassicaceae.
AUGUUCAUGAUAGAUUGGUUUUAUGGUGUUCUCGCUUCGCUAGGGUUAUGGCAGAAAGAGGCUAAGAUCUUGUUUCUGGGGCUCGAUAAUGCCGGUAAAACAACCUUGCUUCACAUGUUGAAAGACGAGAGAUUGGUACAGCAUCAGCCUACACAACAUCCAACAUCUGAAGAACUUAGCAUUGGUAAAAUCAAGUUUAAGGCUUUUGAUUUGGGUGGUCAUCAGAUUGCUCGUAGGGUUUGGAAGGAUUACUACGCUAAGGUGGAUGCUGUGGUCUACCUAGUGGAUGCUUACGACAAAGAGAGAUUUGCAGAAUCAAAAAAGGAACUCGACGCACUUCUCUCAGAUGAAUCUCUAGCAAACGUUCCAUUCCUCAUACUAGGAAACAAAAUCGACAUACCGUAUGCUGCAUCAGAGGACGAGCUCCGUUACCAUCUCGGCCUCUCCAACUUCACAACGGGAAAAGGUAAAGUGAAUCUAACGGAUACGAAUGUAAGACCAUUGGAGGUUUUCAUGUGCAGCAUUGUCAGGAAAAUGGGUUAUGGCGAAGGCUUCAAAUGGGUCUCUCAGUACAUCAAGUAA